Messenger RNA from Galendromus occidentalis (western predatory mite), 528 nucleotides. RefSeq lists its product as uncharacterized. The transcript is spliced from 3 exons. The record is from RefSeq and is a predicted model, not a curated record. Bases 42 to 419 code for a protein of 125 amino acids. NCBI's taxonomy places the organism in Eukaryota, Metazoa, Arthropoda, Arachnida, Mesostigmata, Phytoseiidae.
CAUCUUCUUCCGCACUGACUCCACCUACGGAAAGCAGAACCAUGCGCGCUGCAAUCCUUUGUGUCUUGGUGGCCGUGGCGUCGGCCCAGAUCCAGAGCUCUUCUCUGGGGACAGCCAAGAAGGGUUGCGAUUUCGGAGUGCCCCUCACAUCAGGAGACAUCGGCUGGGUUAAGGUCGACUGCGACAAAACGAACCACGAAGCUAAGACUGUGGGUCUUGGCAGUGGAGCAGAAUUUCUCGGUUCUUCAAAACUUAGCGGAUUCGUCGGAAGCGAGACCUACGCUAUUCACGGAAAGAUUGAUGGCAAGUGCUGCUCUCAGAGGGUGUCGAAGAUCACCGGGACUCUAAAUAAGAACAGUUUUGCGCCCUCGGAUCUCUGCUGUCACGAAACUUGCCCAACUUGGAUGCAGAAGUGUUAAAUGUUGAGCAUGCCGGAUCUCGCGGAAGCCUCACUCUCCUGGUAAAUGUACUAUGUCGACGCUGCCCAGGACCAAUAAAGACGCUGAAUCUCCGAUUCAUUUGAGGAAA